Messenger RNA from Limulus polyphemus (Atlantic horseshoe crab), 265 nucleotides. RefSeq names its product 28S ribosomal protein S10, mitochondrial-like (gene mRpS10). NCBI's taxonomy places the organism in Eukaryota, Metazoa, Arthropoda, Merostomata, Xiphosura, Limulidae. The record is from RefSeq and is a predicted model, not a curated record. The transcript is spliced from 4 exons. Gene Ontology annotation, cellular component: mitochondrion; mitochondrial small ribosomal subunit. Bases 17 to 259 code for a protein of 80 amino acids.
GAUUAGAAAACUAGAAAUGGACAAGUUGUACAAAACCAUUGAACUUGAGGUGAGAGGUCAUGACCCUGCUGUUUUGAAAAGCUAUAAAUGGUUUGCUUCUGAGGCUGCAAGAAAAUUAGAUAUUUUGGUGUCCAAAACAUGGGAACCUCCAAAAGUAUACGACAGGAGGACAUUACUGAAAUCAGUGCAUAUAUAUAAAAAACAUAGAGUUCAAUAUGAAAUGAGAACAUAUUUUACAGUUAUUCAGUUAAAGCAAUGACUGGUU